This is a messenger RNA of Suillus paluster, 906 nucleotides long. RefSeq lists its product as uncharacterized. Bases 96 to 797 code for a protein of 233 amino acids. The record is from RefSeq and is a predicted model, not a curated record. The transcript has 3 exons. Lineage: Eukaryota; Fungi; Basidiomycota; Agaricomycetes; Boletales; Suillaceae.
CGGAACUUCGGAAGGAAGCUUUUACUACUUGCUUAUAACCGUACUAUUUGGGAUAUCCGCGACCCCUGUUUCGCUGCUUCGGUGUGCUUAUAGACAUGUUUGUCGUGCGCAGGAGCGAUACCCUACGCUCUAUCUGUUCGGGAACUCGCAGAGCAUUACGAGUUAGACAUUCGUCGACAUUUGCUGUCCGGAAACCACCCAAGCACGCACCGCGAGAGGCGCCAACGCCUUUGGUUUUUUGUUCAGCAUCACAUUGGGAUUUAGGAAAACGGAAUAAGUGGGUGUUCUGCUGCCCAACUCCAGAGUUCGCUUCGAUGCUCGCGGAGAAAGGUUACACCUGCAUUGAAGUCGAUUUCGGACCACCUGGUGAGGGCGAAAAGUCCUCGGGUUCACAGAAUCUCAUGGAUAGCUUGAGUGGAGGUAUGUUCGUUCUCCUUAUUCAACGAGUAUUACUACACAUCAUUCCCUUUCCACCUGUAAUCUUCGCGCGAGGCUUUGCUUCUCUCAUCACACAGACAUAUAUAUCGUCCCACCCAGCACAGGGAAUAUUUCUUAUUUCCCCUCCACUAUCAAACGCGACAUUGUUUCCUAGCGUUCUUCCCACUCCGCUAGGAGAGUUUGACUACGAACUCAAGUUCCCCGUCGCAGUUAUGGCCCGUCCAGCAGAAAUGGUUCAGCUAAGGAAGUAUAGUCGGUUGGGUCAGGAUGAAUUUGUCGAUUUAAUUGAACUUGACAACUUGGAAGGUCGCGAUGCUUUCCUGAGAAUAGAGCAAUGGUUAGACGAACUGGGAAUCUAGUAUCCUAGAUACAUCAUAUCUCUUUGUUCUCCUUCUUACUGUGGCCGUUGCACUUCAUUGCCUCUGAUCUGCUUUUAGACACAACCUGCGGAAGAGCCGGACACACGCG